Molecule: messenger RNA, 1154 nt
Organism: Sturnus vulgaris (Common starling)
Lineage: Eukaryota; Metazoa; Chordata; Aves; Passeriformes; Sturnidae
Source: RefSeq, a predicted model, not a curated record
AUGGCGGGAGAGCGGCGCUUCCGCCUCAGCCCGGUCCCCCCGCGCGUCUUCUCGCGAGAUUUGCGGAGAUCUCGCUGCGACGACGACAGCGGAGAAACAUCCCCCCAUCCCCCCGCGCGGGAAAUCUCGCGAGAUUUGGGGAGGCGAGGAGUGUCCGCCAGGGGGCGCCAGGGAGGGGAGCGCGGGUCACGUGCCCGAGUCUGUGGCUGUUGCGGAGCGCUCCGGCCCCGCUACAAGCGCCUGGUGGACAACAUCUUCCCUGAGGACCCCGAGGUAACUCCAGGAUUCGGGAAUGGGACGGGAAAAUCCCAGAAAUCCCAGAAAUCUGGGAAUGUUCCAGACCGGAAAUCCCGGAAAUCUGGGAAUGGAGUCUGUGGCUGUUGCGGAGCGCUCCGGCCCCGCUACAAGCGCCUGGUGGACAACAUCUUCCCUGAGGACCCCGAGGACGGGCUGGUCAAGUCCAACAUGGAGAAGCUCACCUUCUACGCGCUGUCGGCGCCCGAGAAGCUCGACCGCAUCGGGGCCUACCUGUCGGAGCGCCUCACCCGCGACGUCAGCCGCCACCGAUACGGGUCAGACACGCCCUUCCCAAAAAAUUUAACAUUCCCUUUUGUGAAGUUUGCCAACAUCGAGGAGGACACGCCCUCGUACCAUCGCAGCUACGACUUCUUCGUGUCGCGCUUCAGCGAAAUGUGCCACUGCAACCACGGCGACGCCGACGUGCGCGCCAGCCUGGUGAUCCAGCAGCUCCUGAACCACCUGGACGCCAACAGCCGGAGCGCGGCGCCGAUCCGCGCCGGCAUCGUCGAGGUGCUCUCGGAAGCGGCCGCCAUCGCCGCCUCCGGAUCCGUGGGCCCCACGGUGCUGGAGGUGUUCAACACCCUCCUGCGGCAGCUGCGCCUCAGCAUCGACCUCGCCCUGGGCGCCCCCGAGGCCCCGAGCGCCCGCAAGGAGCAGGAGAGCAACUUCCAGGNGGAAAUUGUUUCCUCCUCAUUGCGGAGCAGCAGCCUCGGGACCGCCCUGCCCGGAGCUUUCCUCGAGCGCCUCCUUUCGGCCGCGCUCCUGCGCGAGCCCCAAAUCCCCAUUUUCGUCCUCGAAAUCCUCAGCACCUUCAUCGACCGCCACGGAAACAGACACAAACUCUGCCCCGAAAG